Messenger RNA from Geodia barretti, 4353 nucleotides. The record is from the annotation of a GenBank genome assembly. Lineage: Eukaryota; Metazoa; Porifera; Demospongiae; Tetractinellida; Geodiidae.
UUACUGGUCCACAGCUCCUCCACCACCUUGCAGACGGUUUUGUUGUUGAUGAGAGAGCCUGCUGCCGGUUUUCGCUGCCCCAGCUUGAGCACCGUGCCGUUUCGACUUCUUCCCCAUACCGCCUGUGCGCUCCGUAAAGUAUACGAAACUAGCAAGCUGGGAAGUGGGGCCUGUGCCUUGCGGAACGAAGCUCCGAUUUGUUUCUAUUUAAAGCACACCGUACAAAUUAACACGUGGUGUCCGGGCCUGGAGUGUGUCGAAAGGAAGAGGUUUAUGGAGAGCGUAAACGGUAGGAGAACUGGGUCUGUUCUGGUGCUGCAACGAGUCGGUGCGUGUGUGUGUGUGUGCGUGUGUAGUGGGUGCUGAGGUGGUGUUGGGAGGGUGUGGGCAGUGGAUGGUUUCCACGGGGACCCAGACUGGAGAGGAGACGAGUCAGGUCCAGAUCUCUGUCCCAUUACAACAGUUUCUGCAGCGAAUAGAGUCAUUCAAGACUCUGAAGAGACAGCAGGUCGAUGCAGCCAACAGACUAGAGUUCUACUCCACAAACCGUGACUCCAAGAGAGAAGGUGACGGAGAGACGUGUGCCCGAACUGACCUCGUGUAUGUCCGGAGAACACCGAGUGCACUGAGCCAUAUCACUGUCCAACGAAUCCAGAACAGCGGGGGCCCGACGCCACCUCCCCUCUCUCCACUGGACCAGCUGAAGCAGGACCUGAGCCCCUCAACCCAGUGGCACGCCCAGAGUGUAAAGGUCAAAAGUGGCGGGCUCCUCCACCUGCCUGAGAGGUUGACGAACCUGGAGCACUGCAUGGACCUCUAUUCCGGCGGAACCACUCCCAAAGACCUGAUUCAGAGAGUUCAGAACUUGGAACAGAGGCUACUCCAAUUGGAGAGCAUCUCACCAGAGUACAGUGUGGUGAGAUAGGACAGCAGUUGUAUAUAACUGCAGCUCAUGACCCCACAACCAAAGCAGAUCCUGAUUCCUGAGUCCCUAUGAAAAUCUUUCCUGCUGCACAUUUCAAUUCAUCAUCAACCAGUCAUCAUUUUAUCUCAGCAAAAGACAGCACCUGUAUCACUUUCAUAAAUUAUAAACAGAACACACUCAACACACAACUGGUGCAUGCACAAUACACAUAAAUAUAUAUAUAUACUCCUGUGUUUGAAUGAGUGAUAUAAUAGAUCAGAAUAAGGUUUCGUUUUGGGAUGAAUAAAAAUAUCUGAUUGGUCAGGAAAAGUCGUAGUUUUAGACAACCUCCCAGGAAUUGUCAAGGCCACUCUCGAAGCGGUGCAUCAGGAACUCGGAGUCCUGGGCCACGGUCAACGUCCUGCACUGCUGUUUGAGAAUGCACCCCUUGGAGUCCAGCCCCAGCAGCACACCACUGUGCCCGAUGGAAAUCUGGACAAAGUUCCCCGGGAGUUGCCGCCAGUAGUUGCCGUGGACGUUGCUCUCGGUGAUUCCGUAGCGACACAGUAGGUUCCCCGAGGGGGUCAGGGCGUACACCUUCCUUCCGUGAGCACACAGCUGCUUUAACGGUUGUCCUGGUACAACGUCCCAUGCUGUACCGACGGGGAAAUCUGGAGUGACCCCCGUACGGGCGUAGGAGUUGCAGUUCUCGUCGAUGGCCCAGACGAGCCAGUCGUUGUUGCUGACUGUGAUCUGCUGGAGAGGGUGCGAGAGGUCGUCUACUGGCACCCAGGCUGGGGACAUCCCCGUCCCCGGCUCCCUGGAGUGUACUCCGAAGCGAAAGUGGGGUACUCCAGAGCCGUCCACGGCCCAGACGGCACGUUUCCCGCAGACUAUGUGUUUGAGUUUCCUCUGGUGAAGCAGAGGGCUCAGUUCGAUGUAGUCCCACGAGAUACCCUCCGGGAGAGCUGCCGUCAUCCCCUGCCGAGACCACAGCUGGUUGUUAGCGAUGACCCAGAGCGCCGUGGAGGACACUGUCAUCAUCUGGACUGUCGAGGCACACUCGAUGCGGACAAACUUGUCCUGGGGGGUGACGCAGUAGAGCUCUCCGUCGUCCCUCACCACCCACAGCCCCGUGCUCCCGCUCCCGAACAUCGUCCAGGUGGUGAGCUGAAACACGCCGUCCUUGGAAGCGGAGCUGUAGUGGUAGCCGGUGGUGGAGCGCCAGCAGGCGUGGAGCUUGCUCCCACUCUCCAGGACACAGACGCCGGCCUUGGUGAUGCGGAGACGGCGAGGAGCUUGUGGUGUCCGGGGAGGUGGGUGUGGAUGAGAGAGGAGACAGAGGACAGGAACUGUGAUCCCUCGGAGGUCAUGACCUGCCAGAGGGAGUUGAAGGGGAGGGAGCUGUGGGAGAGAGUCGUGCUGACCGUCACCUCCCACCAGGGGUUCUUCCCCGUUGGCUGAACCCGACUCAGUCCGCCACGGAACCCCAUUUUCCCCUCGCCGUCGAUAAUCCAUGCGAUAUUACCCUGAGUCAUGCAGACUGCUUCCAGUUGCGGGGCCUUCAUUUCUGUCCAUUUCUUUCCACUGGGGUUUUGCUCUGUCACUCCUUCCCUGCAGAACAGGUGGCCGGAGGCGUUUGUGGCCCACACCACUCCAGAAGACGCCGCCACUGACGUGAAGCCAGCAGCUCGCCCGACAUCCACCCAAACCCUCCCCUGCGGUGUCCUCGCCGAGACCCCCUUCCGGAAUAUUAUCUGGCCGUCGGUUUUCACCGCCCAGAUCCCCUCCUCGUCUGCACACACGCACUUGACCUUCUGCAUGAGACUUGUCCCUUUUGUAAUGUUCAUCCACACGUUUCCCAGCUUGUUGAGUUCGCUCACCCCCUGGCGCACGUAGGCGUUCUGUCGGUACGUCCCCCACACAACGCUCCCGGAUGCCGAGGAUGAGAUCUGCUGCAUCUGGUGCUUGAUGAGCUCCCACUUCUUCCCCUUGGUGUUGAUCUCCGUGCAGUAGACCAGGUUUCGAGAGUCCACCAGCCACAGGAGGUGGUCAGAGAGACAGAUGCUCUGCACCUGCCCCCGACAGGGGUGAGGGACCGUCACCCAUAUGUCUGCGUCCGGAUCGGGCGACGAUUCUCUCGUUGUCGCUGCCGACUCCUCCAGCUGUUGUGCCUGGUCCCGAUCGGCGACGAGGCUGUCAAACGGAUAGCGCGAGACGCUGGGUGAGAGAGGGCUCGGGGAUUUGAUGGUCGACAGUGCGGGGCUUGGUCGUCUCUCCUCGACUGCCGUAGCACACAAACUAAACUGCUCUGACUUCCGCUCCACCUGUUCACCCUCAUUCUCGUCCCCCGAGAAAUCCGAUCCGCUAUCGUCCUCCAUAGGAGGUUGUCGGCUCUCCUGAAAGUGGAGCGACGAGGAAAGGCUCUGAGAAGGUAAACUUGCAGCUGUGGGCUUGCUGCGCGAUGCCUGGAGUGUGUUACUGGAGGACGAAUGGUAGGAAGAGCUGAGGUCGACAGGGGAGUUGCUCACCUCAAAAGGUGAGGCUGAGGGAGUGAACAAUCGUUCGGAGCGAGGCCGAGGAACCUGGAGGGAGCCGUCCCAGCUGAGAUCGCUUACGGCGGGUGACACUCCCAGAGAAGGUACCCCCUUUGUUCUCAUGUGCUUUGCUGCAAAUGCAGCCGAGGAAGAGGAGGACCGUGGAGGAGUGGGGACUGCACUGGAUCCUCUCGAGGAGCUCUGCGGCUUGGCCGAGGAGCCUCGCCGAGAUCGUUGCUGGCUGGACUCGGUGUCCGUGGUGAAGUCACUCGUGUCAUCGCCAUAGAGUGGAUUGUCUGAGAGUUCGAGGGGCACCUCGUCUCCCGAGGCAAACUGGCGGGGUCCGUCGGAACUCCCACACACUUUCUCAACCUGUUUCAUCCCUGCAGAGCUGUGGCGCAUUUUAGAAGGUUUGAAGUAUCCAUUAUCGUCAUCGUUCAGCUGUGAAAGUGGGUCGGUGCCAAAGGUUACUUCGACGCUGCUGACCAGAUGGCUCUUCUCCCUGGGUCCAGGUGACAGGGGGCUCUGUAGUGGCUCCCUGGGGACCUCCUCUUUCUCUCUAUUGUCCCAAAGCUCCUCAGCCUCUCCUCUACCAGUGUCGGUGGGGCUGUCAGCAGCGGAAGUUUCUGGAAUCCCGAAAAUAAGUUCUGCAGACGUGGAAGUUAGGGGCGGUGCUGUUUCAUCUCCCUCGGGAAAAGAGACAUCUGCUGACAGAGCAUUUGGAGUCUCUGCCACUUUGUCGACCAUAUUUUGUGUGCUGUCGGGCUCAAACAUGUCAGUGUAAGAGCACUCCUGGGUGGCUUGUAGGGGAGGUUCGAUGUGACUUGUGGUGUGUUCUGGCUGCAACUUGCUGAGCGAGGACACCGGUAGCUCCUCUUUCUCAAUCACGGCUGAGAGCUUCCUUGUCUCAAU